GUGGCCGGGCUCCCCAUAAUCGUCUCUACUUGUACUUUGAUCCUAUGAUCUGCAUGAAGGUUCGGCCUAGGCGAAUGUUUUGCUUUUAUUUUGUAAAGGUGCACAUGAAGUUAAAUUGACGUUAUUCUAGCGCACCUCCGAUUACAGAGGACAGCAAAGGCGCGCAUUUUUUUUUUUUUUUACGAUGAAUUGCUCCGCACUAACGGUACUCUAAGCAACUUUUGUUGUUUUCAAAAGCACGAUUUUUAAAAAAGUCCUCGUAUCUUCAAGUACAGUCUCAUGAUGUCAGCGGCCGUUCAUGUUAUUCUACCAUUUUUACUUUGCGUUACUUUUGCGAACACUGGCCUUUUCGACAAAGUUGCGGUGGAUAUGUCUUACGAUGCCUACGCCGAGAAGAAGGUCGACCAACUUCAUGCACUUUUGGCCAUGCCGUUUAACUGCCUCAUAAAUGUGGGUUACGUUAUUGUGGGCAUUUGCUGGCUGCGUCGACACAUGGCAGAUGGCGGAGACGCUCGUUGUGCUGGCUAUAUGAAAGACGUUUUUGCGUUCAUGGCAAUUGCUUACGGACCUGUUCAGUGGAUACGCCUGGCCACGUUGCGUCGUGCACCCUCUGUUUUGGAUCAGUGGGUCACUCUACCAAUAUUUGCUUGGGUACCAGUUUGGUGCCACGUUAUAACAAAUGGAUGGUCCACAAAUUAUGCAUUAAUAGUAGAAGCCUGCUCAGUAAUCAGUUACGCUUUGGCGCUUUUUUAUGAACAAGGUUUCGAGGUAGCUCUUAGCUUCCACAUUACUUUCGCCCUGCUGAAAUGUACCGAGGUGCAACGACGCCACGGGGACGCAGUAUCUCUACGGUACUUUGCGCAGGCUGCACUGUCCUGCUGUGGGUUCGUUAUUUUGAAGCUUCUGGACCAUACGCUAGCGCAAUUCUGGGUGUUUCAAAAUCUUACUGGACACUUCUGGUCCAAAGUGUGUGACAUUCUACAGUUCCAUUACAGCUUUUGUUUUCUUACGCGCCUUACGCAAAUUGCGCACAAGGCGACAUAACACGUGUUUAAACAGGUAUAUAGUAUGAAACGUCAUUAUCAUUGGUUCCGCAUAACGGAAUUGACAAUGCUGUGAUAAUUCACACAAAUUGUAAUUAGCCAAGGUUUUUGUUUUUUUUUCCCAUAUGCUGUUAUAAUGCCAACAAGAUAUACACAGACACACAAUAACAUUUACAGUUUUGACACUUAAAUGCUU
This is a messenger RNA of Electrophorus electricus (electric eel), 1239 nucleotides long. It is a transcript of the gene tmem187, whose product is annotated as transmembrane protein 187. Gene Ontology annotation, cellular component: transport vesicle. The record is from RefSeq and is a predicted model, not a curated record. NCBI's taxonomy places the organism in Eukaryota, Metazoa, Chordata, Actinopteri, Gymnotiformes, Gymnotidae.